GAAAGCAAUCAUCUUGCUUUUUUCUAAUAUUUCAACGACACUUUCAACCAACAAGUGUUGGUUUUAUUCUUGUUCUGUUUCUCUCUGUUUUGUUUUCAUUGCUUCUCUCUCCUCUUCCCUUUAGAUCUCUUUGGAUUCUGAUUCGAUAUCUUCUGCUUGGUUUUAUCACUUUCUUUAGAAUCUUAGUCUUUCUUAUCUGGUUUUUCCUCUCUUUGUUAACUUUACCUGUUUGGUUGCAGAAACUCGUGAGUGUAGAUCAGUUGAAACCCCAAUAAAGAUAAGAAAAGAGAAACCCUUUUAUAGGUUUUAUUGGGGUUUUGUCUCAUUCUGAGAAAUGGGUUCACAGAUUGUUAAGAAGGACUGAGAAGAAACAACAUUUUUCACCUGCAAGUUUCUUGUCUAGUUGCUUGAGGCUUUUUGGUUUGGUAGAAAAAAUUGGAUUAGAGUUAUGAGAAGAGGUAGAGGGAAGGGGAAGAGGCAGAAUGCUACUGCUAGAGAAGAUCAUGGAAGCGGUGAAGAAGAAGAAAAGAUUCCAGCUUACAGGAGAAGAGGGAGGCCACAGAAGCCCGUGAAAGAUGAAACCGAUGGAGAAGAAGAGAUGGUGGAGAAGGAUGAUGAUAUAAAUGGUUCAGUAACAAGUAAAGAAGAAGUGACAGAGAAUGGGAGGAAGAGGAAGAAAGCAGUAGAGUCUAAAGAGAGUAAUGUAACCGAAGAGGAGAAUGGGUUAGGUUCAAAAUCAAGCACAGAUGAUUCAGUUAAGUCAUCAUUGUCUACGGGGUUUAGACAAAUUGGGAGCAGAAGGAAGAACAAACCAAGACGAGCUGCAGAAGCUGUUGUUGAAUGUCAUGGGUUUUGAAAAAAGAGGUUCUUAUAACGCUUUUGAAACCGCUUUUUUUUUGUCUCUUGAUGACCACUUUUGUUGCUAGGACCCGAGUUUGAUGCGGGUGCGUUUAAGUUUCAUACAUGGAAUCAGAAUUUUUGAUUAUUCAGAACACUUCCCUUUGUCUGAAUUGUCAUGGAGUUUUGAAGCUCUUAUCUCUUGUUGUUGAGUAGAGCCUAUAAUACUCUUUAAUUCCCAUGAAAAUGAAACGUUUGUUUAUGUC
Messenger RNA from Brassica rapa (field mustard), 1103 nucleotides. RefSeq names its product cilia- and flagella-associated protein 251. Lineage: Eukaryota; Viridiplantae; Streptophyta; Magnoliopsida; Brassicales; Brassicaceae. The record is from RefSeq and is a predicted model, not a curated record.